AUGCUGGUCAGUUUCCUGCUAUUCUGGCUCGCCAAUCUCGUUUCUGCUUCUAAUUCAGCAGAAGUUGCCUUUGUCAACUUUUCAAAGGAAGAGGUCGUCGUAUACUGGAAGAAUGAAAAGAAGGAGAAUGAUCUGGUCAAGGUGGGCAGUUUGAUGCCAUAUGAAAGCUUUCAUUUGGAAUCCUUCACUGGUCACGUAUUUGUCUAUGAAACCAAAGAUACAAAGGGCACACUUGCUGUGGAAGAAGAAACCCAUUUCUUUGCACUAGGUCCAGCGGAACUAUUGGUGCAGUGCUCGACAACAGAAGGAGAUAUUCAUGCCCAUAUCAUGCCCGAAUGGUCCCCAUUGGGUGCUGCUCGAUUCCUGCAGUUGGUGGACAUUGGCUUUUUUUAUGGAUGUGCUUUGAAUCGUGUCGUCCCACAAUUCCUGACACAAUUUGGAAUCAGUGCCAGCUAUGACAUGCGUACAGCCUGGAGAAUGGAAUCAAUAAAGGACGACCCGCCAGUGGACGUUCCAUUUCGACCGGGGUACAUGUCUUAUGCUGGGUCUGGAGACAAUUCUAGAUCUACUGAAGUAUUCAUUGUCAUGCCCGGUACUGCACAACAUCAGCUACAGCAUUUCGGUACCAACUCUUGGGAGACACCCUUUGGAUAUGUUGAAGAAGAGGAUCUCACAACAGUAUCCAACUGGUAUGCCUACGGGGAUAUGCCUCCUUGGGGUGAAGGCCCCGAUCCACAAAUAAUUUACAGGGAGGAUGGUUACGAAUACUUGAAAGACGAAUUUCCUAACAUGAGCUACAUUCAAACUUGCAAGAUAGUAGGCCCUGUCUUGGGUGAGGCGGAAGAGGAGCUGGAGAGGGGCCCUCUUAAUCCCAAGACCAUGCACAUCCAAGAAAUCGUGAUCGACGGCUUCAAGUCGUAUGCACAUCGAACUGUAGUCGAAGGGUUCGAUCCACAAUUCAAUGCUAUCACUGGUCUCAAUGGAUCAGGAAAGUCCAAUAUUCUUGAUUCCAUUUGCUUCGUCCUGGGAAUUACAAAUCUUAGUCAAGUUCGAGCCGGAAACCUGUCCGAGCUGGUGUACAAACAAGGACAAGCUGGUGUCAACAGAGCCAGUGUGACAAUCAUUUUCAACAACGAAGAUGAAGCUGGAAGCCCCGUUGGAUACGAGCAAUGCUCUGAAAUUACUGUAACGCGGCAAGUGCUCCUAGGUGGAAAGAGUAAAUACUCUAUCAAUGGAAGAAACUCCUCCGCUGGACAAGUGCAAAACUUGUUUCAUUCUGUUCAACUGAAUGUGAACAAUCCUCACUUUUUGAUCAUGCAAGGACGAAUUACCAAGGUCCUGAACAUGAAGCCCAUUGAAAUUCUCGGUAUGGUAGAGGAAGCGGCUGGAACAAGAAUGUAUGAAACAAAACGUGUUGCAGCAAUCAAGACCAUUGACAAGAAGCAAGCAAAGGUCGAUGAAUUGAACGCUGUCUUGUCCGAAGAAAUUACCCCUACACUUGAGAGACUCCGUGGUGAAAAGCACAGCUACCUAAAGUGGAGCAAGAACAACGCGGACAUUGAACGUAUCGAGAGAUUUGUGAUUGCAAGCAACUUUAUGGAUGCUCAAGAAGCUCUAGACUGCAACAAGGAAGGAUCCGACGAAAUGGAAGUGCAAGUAACAGCCCUCGAAGAGAAAGCUAAAGAAUACGAAAGUCAGAUCGCUGAGAAAGAAGAAGAAGCUAGCGAUCUUUCGUCUAGAUUGAAGGGUGAAUUUGAUGAUUCCCACAAGUCCUUGAAACAAGAAGAAGAGAAGCGUUCGAAGGAGCUCGUGAAGGUUAUAUCAUCUUGGAAGAACAAGAAAGAACUUACAAAGAAUGCAGAAAGUGAUCUCGAGGCAGCGAAGAAACUGGUUGAAGAGACCCAGCAAGCUCUUCAACAAAAGAAAAACGAAUUUGCAGCAGAAUCAAAUAGCAUUGAGACAAGAUUGAAUGCCAAGAAGGAAGCAGAAGCUGAAUUAGAACGGCUGACUUCUGAUUUCCAAAGCAUGUCUGCUGGGCUCACAUGUUCGCAAGGUGACGACGGUAUGACUCUUCCAGAUCAGAUUGCAAAGGCUCACAGCGACUCCAAGACAGCAGAAGCAAAGGUCAAACAAGCCACAAUGAAAAUGAAGCACCUGACCAAAGAACUUGGCACUGUUGAGAAGAAUCUGAAGAAGGAACAGAAGUCUGCAAGCGACUUGAACGCGAAGCGUGACAGUGCUGUGGAAAAGGAAGAAACCUUGAGCGCUGCAGUCUCAAACCUUGAGUUUGACGAAGAAGAAUUCUCGUCGUUGGAACAAGAAAAGGAUCAACUUUCUGCUAAUGUAGCUGAAUGGUCUGAUAUUGUUGAAGUCCUAUCAGCAAAGCUUGGGAAUCGCCUUGCUUUCCGCUAUGCAGAUCCAGUUCGUGGUUUUGAUCGAUCAAAAGUCAAAGGAAUUGUUGCCAAUUUGAUCAAAGUGAACAGAGCGGUCCAUUCUACGGCUCUUGAAGUUGUUGCCGGCGGAAAGCUUUACCAAGUCGUUGUUGACGAAGCGAUCACUGGGAAAGCUAUUCUCGAUCGUGGAAAGUUAGAACGUCGCGUUACUAUCAUUCCAUUGGACAAGAUUCGACCACGAAAGGUCACUGACGCUGCGGCACGAAGAGCUGCUGACAUUGCGCAAUCACUGAAGACUGAAGCAUGGCCAGCAAUUGAAUUGGUUGGGUACGAUGAGGAAGUACGUGCUGCGAUGGAAUACGUCUUCGGAUCUUCAAUUAUAGUUGAUGGCUCCAAAGCUGCAAACCAAAUCUGUGACUCUACCAAGACACGAACAGUUACUCUGGACGGAGACGUAUACGAUCCAUCUGGUACCAUUUCUGGGGGAUCAAAAGACAAUCUUGGCACAACACUCUCAGAACUUACGAAACUUGCCGAAAUAUCCUCCAAGCUUGAAGAGGGACAAGUGAGACUUUCGGAAGUACGAAAGAAGUUGGAUGUCUUGAAAAAGAAGUCUGCUGACUAUGAUAAACUCAAGGGAAAAUUAGAGAUUGCUCAAGCCGAGCUUGGGGCAAUUCAAAAACAUCUUUCUCAAACAUCAUAUGGGGUUCUGGAAGAGAAAUUCAACGCAAUGACUGAAGAAAUGAAGGAAACUGAAAAGCAGUUCGAAAAAAUGCAGAAGGAGCAAGCUUCAAAAUGGGAUCUCUACCACGAACUCAAAGAAAGAGAAGGGGAACUGACUCAAGAGCGAGAAAAUAGGCUUGGGCAGAUCGAAAAUGAUGUUCAGGAGGCUAAGAAGCGAGUCGUAGAUACUGACAAAUCUGCACGCCAGGCGCAGUCAACUUUGCAAACGCUUACACUUGAGCUAGAUGGUCUCAAAACUGAAGUUUUAACAGCUGAAGAAUCGGUAGACAGUUCCAAGCGCGCACUUGAAGCCGCUAACACUGAAGAAGAUAAUAUGCAGAUGAAAGUUGGUGAAGUCAAGGCCUCGUACGAUGAUGCCAAGACUGCUCUGUACAACUUUGAGAAUCGUCUCGUCGAGGUUUCUUCUCAGCUUGCUGAAUUGAAACAUGUGAAAUCAUCCCUAAAGAAGAAAGCCGACGACUGCACUCUGCAAGCCAAGAAAAUCUCAGUUACAAUCUCUCGGAUUCAAAAGGAAAGAGCCAGUGCCGAGAAGUUGGUUGCAGAUUUGUUGAAGAAUAAUAUAUGGAUUGAAAGUGAAAGAAGCGCAUUCGGAGUUGAAGGGGGAGAUUAUGACUUCACUGCUACGGAUCCUUCGGAAAUGAGCAAACAACUUCAGUCCUUGAAAUCCGAACAAGAAGCUUUGAGCAAGAAGAUCAACAAGAAAGUUAUGGGAAUGAUUGAGAAGGCUGAAGGAGAGUAUACAGAGCUUUUGAGAAAGCGAAAGGUAGUCGAGAAUGAUAAGAAGAAGAUCAAGAGUGUAAUCGAAGAACUCGAUGUCAAAAAGAAGUCUGAGCUUGAGAGAACAUGGAAAAAGGUAAACAAGGACUUUGGUUCAAUCUUCAGCACCAUUCUUCCCGGAGCAUCAGCAAAGCUAGAACCGCCUGAAGGGAUGCAAGCGUGGGAAGGUCUAGAAGUCAAGGUUGGAUUCGGUGAUGUUUGGAAGGAAAGUCUUAGUGAAUUGAGUGGUGGGCAGCGAUCUCUUCUGGCGUUGUCCUUGAUAUUAUCGCUGCUUCUCUUCAAGCCCGCACCAAUGUAUAUUCUUGAUGAAGUUGAUGCAGCUCUUGACUUGAGUCAUACUCAGAACAUCGGAAAUAUGCUCAAGACACACUUUUCACAGAGUCAAUUCAUUGUUGUUUCCUUGAAGGAGGGAAUGUUCAACAAUGCCAAUGUCAUCUUCCGCACAAAGUUCGUAGAUGGGGUAUCGACAGUCGCAAGAACGAUUGGUACGGGAUCUUCAAAGCCAAGAACAUUGACUCAAUCAGCCGAGAAUGAGACAGAGACUCAGCAAACAACAUCCAGAAAGCGAGUAGCUCGGGCUGGGAAUCGUUCUAGGGGAAAAGAGAACUCCAUGGCAUAG
Molecule: messenger RNA, 4533 nt
Organism: Cylindrotheca closterium
Lineage: Eukaryota; Bacillariophyta; Bacillariophyceae; Bacillariales; Bacillariaceae
Source: the annotation of a GenBank genome assembly